This is a messenger RNA of Spirodela intermedia, 489 nucleotides long. Lineage: Eukaryota; Viridiplantae; Streptophyta; Magnoliopsida; Alismatales; Araceae. The record is from the annotation of a GenBank genome assembly.
AUGACGAGAGCUCAGCUCAAUCCCGUCUUGGCACAGGACCAGCUAUCACUAGUAAUUGAAGAGGUACCACAUCUAAACACCAUUCAGCUUUUGAAUGUGGUACAAGUGAAGGCCAUAUAGGAGGCUCCUAGGAAACUACUCUUUGUAGAGGCAAUUAUCAACUCUACUCCAACAAAUGUAUUGGUAGAUUCAGGGGCCACUCAUAAGUUUCUAUUAGAGAAAGAAGUCCACUGCCUUGAGCUAAGCUUGGUUUGUACUAACAACAAGAUCAAGGUUAUCAACUCUAAAGCCUAAACCUCGGUGGGACUAGCCCAACAUGUGAAGACACAGAUGGGCACAUGGGAAGACUAAUUGGACUUCUUCGUGCUACAGAUGGAUGAUUUUGAUGUCAUUGUUGGGGCUAAUUUUGUGACCAAAGCAAAAGCAAGAAUAUUCCUCCACUACAAUGGGAUAUUAAUAUGUAGAGGGAAACACUCCUACUUUGUAUAA